CUCGACGCGAGUCCGAACCUAAUUUACUCUCGAGGUGCUUGCCUACCCCAACCAAGAAGUUGAUAAAGAAGCGUGUUCCACCUCGUUCUGCCCCGGUCGAAUCGCAUAAGGAUCCUUUGGUGCGGGUCGUUCGUGAGAAUGAGCAGUUGUCAGCAGAACGUGCGGAAUGGGCACAUUAUGCUGAACGCGGAUUCGGGAACAAGCGAAGCCGUUCCCUGAGCAUGCACCGAACCGGGAGCACCAUCCGAUCCUCGAACGCGGUACACGCUACUCCGCGACGCACUAACGCUCAAGAAAGCUCGGCGAACGUCGCCAGCGGUACCACGGAAGCAGGUACUGUCACUACGUCCUCCAAGUCAACCUCUCAGCAUGGGAGUUUUAAAUAUCUUGCAGCCGCCGCCUUUGGGCAUGCGCAUUCGCCUAGGGUGUCAAUUGACGGAUCAGCCGUUACGUCGCUGAGCCGGCAUUCCAGUGAGAAUAAGGGGAUCCGGCCCCGAUCUCGACUUGACAGUGCCAAAAGUGCGGUCCGGUCAAAUUUGGAUACAUUAGGGCACUCGCGGAAGAAUAGUAACCAGGCAGUCAUCGAGGCAAUUUCUGGUGUAUCGCUGAGUGCAAGCGCUGACGGUCAAACCUUCUGGUCGGAGCCCACAUUCGCUGAAAUAGUUGAUAUACGCCGUCACACUGGUGCCUUUGGGCCUCCCGAAGAAUCCAUUGGUGUUGCUCUUUCUACACCGCCUGUGACGCCAGAAGGGGCGCGAAGUUCCUCCCCGUCUCUCCCUAAUACCUCAUCUUCGAUUAUCAGGGCUGGGCCGCAUCCAUCCUCUCCGGUCUUGGCGGGGAGGUUUCCGGGUCAUUCUGAUAUAGCAAGCAGACAUAGGUUACCUCCGCAAGUUCAUGCUCACAAGCGAUCAAUUAGUACGGGGAAAGCAUCAUUUCCAUUUCCGGUCUCUCCAAAGUCGGAAGCUCCCUCAAUGUUGGAUUCGACCCCAACCAGUAUGUCAUCGCAUCCUUUCGCGGGUUCCAACUCGGAGACAGGAGAUAGACCAUCUUCGCAUCUUGUGCAAGAGUCAUUUGAGAGGGAAAUGAUGGAAGCCAAUCGAUCUCCCUGGGUCGAACGGACCGCUGACGUUGGGGCAGAGCUGCAGCAACUUUCGUCGCAACUUCUCAAAGAUGGACCACGGCACCCUACCGCCGGACCCAGUUCGUCAAUACCUUCACGCCAUCUUGGACAGCGACAAUUUGCAAGGGAAGGGGGUGCUCGUCGCUCUAUUUCCGUCCAAGAGAUCCUCUCGCCACUCGAAAGGACAAUCAGACACGAGCGGUCAAGGUCGCUGAGUGUCAGUACACCUCCUAUGGGUGGUCAUUCCGACAUCGAAAGCUCUUUCGGAUCCGCACUGCCGGAGCUUAUCAUAGGGGGAACGGAUGAUCUCGAAGAGUUUCGGGAUUUGUUCUAUCGACCUGACUCCGAGGUUCAUCCUUCACCGAAUGCGUUAAGCCACCGUCCCGAUAGUCCUAUUCACUUGGAUGUUACGACAGAAUGGAUUCAAGCCUCUUUCAAAGCUGAAUCGGGGGAAGGUGACGACCAGACGAAUCGGGACCAUCAUUCCGUGCUAGACCACCAAGAAAAAGUGUCCGACAGUGGAUCUAUGUACAUGGGUGAAGUAGGCACAUCACUUCCAAACAUUCAAGAUUCCAUACAAAGACACUCUAGCACCCCCGUUAUUGAACAGCCCAAAAGCUUUCCAGAGCUUGUUUUCACAAGUAAUAAUGACCAGGACGAUCAACUCGAGCCCACAAAUAUUCCUGUGUCUAUUUUCCGGCCAGAUAGUCUCUCCCUUCCUCCCUUAGCUGGCUAUGUAUCUUCUGGAUCAGAUGACGGAGGACUUGAAUUCCAUCCACGAGAGCGUGUCUCUCACAUAAUACGGGAUUUCCCCACCCCUCCUGAUGUCACCCCAGUAGCCGCUACUAUUCUUUCCUCGUAUUUCGCUGAGCCGUUAUCAGGGGCCCCCUCUUCGCCUGCACAUUCUUCCCAUCCUGACCUUAAACAUUAUGAUAUUUCAUAACUUUUUCACGUUCUUUGAUGUCUUGCUUGCUUUGCUUGAAAUUUUGUAGCUUUGUCACUUUUUUUUUCUGGGCUCCCUGCAAUUUUUUCGUAUUUUUGUUUGGUCUAUAAAAGUUCACUAUUUCCUCCGGCAUUCCGCCCGUUAGUUGCUUCACUUUGCUUUCGAAGAUUUUGCGUUUUGAUGGUAGAUUCAAUUGUUUCAUUAAAGUACCUUACUCUACAUAUCUCUUAAAUUUAGAUCGUGACAUUACAACAGUCUCACAUAACGAGUACAAAAGUAAUGAGUCUGGGCUCACAGUUUACUCAGCAUAAACGGUGAGCUGUGUGGAGCAAGUCAGUCAGGUGA
Molecule: messenger RNA, 2408 nt
Organism: Cantharellus anzutake
Lineage: Eukaryota; Fungi; Basidiomycota; Agaricomycetes; Cantharellales; Hydnaceae
Exons: 3
Coding region: 222-2063 (613 amino acids)
Source: RefSeq, a predicted model, not a curated record